Messenger RNA from Wasmannia auropunctata (little fire ant), 2817 nucleotides. RefSeq names its product putative ATP-dependent RNA helicase DHX33 (gene ath). The transcript is spliced from 8 exons. Gene Ontology annotation, molecular function: RNA binding; ATP hydrolysis activity. The record is from RefSeq and is a predicted model, not a curated record. Bases 406 to 2484 code for a protein of 692 amino acids. Gene Ontology annotation, biological process: positive regulation of transcription by RNA polymerase I. Gene Ontology annotation, cellular component: nucleolus; intracellular anatomical structure. Lineage: Eukaryota; Metazoa; Arthropoda; Insecta; Hymenoptera; Formicidae.
AAUUUUCUAUUGUAAAAUAUUGAUUUUUUGUAUGUGCACAGACGUGGACCUUCUCCCUUCCCUGGAAACACGUAACGCAAGUAUUCUUUGUCCGUGCCGCACGCAUUCAUUCGCUUCCGGUGCAUACACAAAAAUUAUUCCGAGCACUCGGCAUCUCGGCACAGUGGUGCUCCGAAUGUUCACGUCGAGAGGGCGUGCGGACACAGCGAGCUGCGUCCUGCGAGCGAGCGAGCGAGCGAGCGAGUGAGUGAGUAAGAGCUGCAGUUUGCCUGCAGUGUGAGUAGUACGGGAACAGCUGUAGCGCGCAACACGUGCUUGAUCGUGUCGCGAGUACCGCAAGUGGCACAUACGCGUGUACAGUGUGUACACGCACGUCCGGCACGUUUCGAGUGGCUCCGCGGCGAGAUGAGGGUCCACGACGACGCGGAUCCCAAGUACAGCGCGAUGGGGAAGUCGUCGAAAUUGGCCAUGAAGCGACCCAGCACCGUCGUGUUUCGAGAAAACUCCAGCAAGGCGCAGAAAACGAGCGAGGACAACGGAGUCGCGAACGCGACGAGGAACAGCGACAAGACGGUUGUCGGCCUGCACCAGCGGAGAAAAUCGCUGCCCGUUUAUAUUCUCCGUAAACGUCUGUUGGACGAGAUACGCCGGCACAAUACUCUGAUCAUAAUAGGCGAGACCGGUUGCGGUAAAACCACGCAGAUCCCACAGUUGUUGCUCCACGCCGGGAUCGCUGGGUCGUCCGGCUGCAUCGGCAUCACGCAACCGCGUAGGAUCGCGGCGGUCAGCAUAGCGCGCCGGGUCGCUCAGGAGCAAGGGGUGAAGCCUGGAAAAUUGGUGGGCUACUGUGUUCGUUUCGAGGAUUGCACUUCGUCGCAAACGAGAAUCAAGUAUCUGACGGACGGCAUGAUGGUGCGAGAGGCGAUGACCGACGAAAUCCUGUCGGAUUACUCGGUGGUAAUACUCGACGAAGCUCACGAGCGAUCCGUGCAGACCGACGUUCUGUUCGGGGUGGCGAGACGAGCGCAGAAUUUGCGGAAGUUGAAGAAUCUGCCGCCCUUGAAGCUGCUGAUUAUGUCGGCCACGAUGGACCCCGCCAAAUUCAAGGAUUACUUCCAGGCGCCGGCGCUGUAUCUUGAGGGCCGUCAGCAUCCCGUGAGGAUUUUCCACGCGGUCACCUCGCAGCAGGAUUACGCAUUCGCCGCGCUAGCUACGGCGUUUCAAAUUCACCGCGAGGCGCCCGCAAACGAGGAUAUUCUCAUCUUUUUGACCGGUCAAGAAGAAAUAGAAUCGGCAGUAGUAGCCGCCCGACAAGUGGCUAAACAGCUGGACGGACAGGAGUAUCCGCCUCUGAAAGUCUUUCCCUUGUACGCGGCGCUGCCCACUCAUCAGCAGUUAGAGGCCUUCAAACCUUCGGCACCGGGAAUGCGGAAAUUAAUACUAUCGACAAACGUCGCCGAAACAUCCGUCACGAUUGGCGGGAUUUGCCACGUGAUCGAUACCGGCGUCGUCAAAGCGAGGACACAUCACCCGACGACGGGGCUGGAUGUACUGAGGGUUGAGAAAAUCUCACAGGCUCAGGCCUGGCAAAGGGCGGGUAGGGCCGCUCGCGAAGCACCGGGCAAGUGUUAUAGAGCUUACACGCGAGAGGAAUUCGAGAAGAUGAAGGAUAUGCCGAUACCAGAGAUUCAAAGGUGUUCCCUCGCGGGAGUCGCUCUGCAGCUGCUCGCUAUCGGCGUCGACAUCACUUCCUUCGAUUUCAUGGAUAAACCGCCUAAGGAGGGCGUAGACGUGGCCGUGAACUGUUUGGAAAAGCUGGGUGCAGUUAAAGGAUCUCCACCGCAACUGACUACGCUCGGCCGAACGAUGUCACUGUUCCCGUUAGACCCUCGAUUUACCAAAGUGAUCCUCGCGUCGGUGGAACACAGGUGUCUGGAGGAAGCACUGACGGUUAUCGCUUUAUUAUCGGGAGAAUCAAUUUUCAUGGACCCGCCCAUGAAGAGAGAACAGGCGUACAAUGCACGCUCACGAUUUGCUUCGCCCGAGGGGGAUCACGUAACGUUGCUGAAUGUGUUCCGAGCAUAUCAAAGCGCUACGCAGAAGAAGGUGUGGUGCCACGAGAACUUUUUGCACCAUCGAAAUCUGGAGUACGGGUCGGAUGUGAGGCAACAGCUUGCGGCGUUGGCGGAACGUGCGAAUUUGGAGAAGGCGAGCUGCGGAACGAAUACGAAGCAACUCAGAAAAGCUUUCCUCGAGGGAUUAUACGAGAACCUCGCCGAGCUGCAGAGGGAUCAGACAUAUGUCACGGUGUACUCGAAGCAGCCGGUAACCAUACACCCUUCCUCGACGUUGCACGGUACGAAGCCGCCGUUGCUGCUGUUUACGGAGGUCGUAGCCACCGGAAGAUGUUACCUUCGCGGUCUGUCUGUCAUCGAUCCGGCGUGGUUGACGCAAAAGAACAUCGGUCCUGGGAAACGCGACUGACGCAAUUUUUUUUAUCCUACGAUGUUAUUUAUACGGAGCUUAUUUUUGUUGACAUGAGGUGGAAUAAUUGAGGCCGCUGAGUAAUGGGAACGGCGUGGUGAUUUUUGUUUUUUUGAAUGAUGAAAUUGAUAGCAGAUAAUACGAGAAACGGUCGAAUGGUAAAGAAGGAUCACUGUGUGUCCUACGCGUGUAUUUAUUCAGCGGUAUCAGUUACGCCACCGAACCCUCUCUCAUGUGGGUGCAAUUUUAUUGUAGAUAUAUGUUUAAGAGGAGAAUCACUUUUUCUACUACUUGUACACUUUAAGCACUGUUAUUAAAUUUAGUUAAUACAAA